AUGGGGACGACUUCCUCUAGCAUUAUGCACUCCGCGAAAUGUAGGCAGAAGACGUCUAUGCAAUUUCCACAAUCUGAUGACUUUUCCCUUAUGUUUUGGACUGACCAAUGCAGAGAAUGUAAUGCCGUCGACUUGAACGCUUCUGUGGGACCUACAAUGUCGUUGUGCAUCUAUGAAAAUGGCUUUUUAAAGUUGCGGUGGAGCAAGCCAUUCCAGUUAGGACCCUUGUUAGCUCCACGCAUGAUUGCAGUCCGAGUGAAGAUGGCGAUGGUCCCAGCUCGACCUCAACUGCUAGCCUCUAGGCGCCCUCCAGUGAUCAUGGCAUCUGAACAAAGUUUCUGGAACUCUGCAAAGAGCUUCUUCUCGUUCAGUACUCUCGAAGUCUGCCCCAGACCAAAGGAAGGAGACCGUAAAGAAGCAUCUGCAAGAGCAAACAGCGAAAAGGAACGAUACAGGCCUGCUAAGGUUGUGAACGCCGACAACACGUAUGUGUACGAUUUCGGAUCGUUGAAUAUGCCGUAA
Molecule: messenger RNA, 522 nt
Organism: Necator americanus (New World hookworm)
Lineage: Eukaryota; Metazoa; Nematoda; Chromadorea; Rhabditida; Ancylostomatidae
Exons: 5
Coding region: 1-522 (173 amino acids)
Source: RefSeq, a predicted model, not a curated record